AGCCAAGAGAUCCAAAGGUGUGUUAGAAUGGGAGGUAGCUGGCGUUCGCCAUGACUUCGGCUAUGGCGAAUAACCAGCAGUCGGUGCAGAUGUACUACUACGUCGUGCCGGGUCAAAUGCAGCCGCAAAUGGCGCCUGCAACUGAUGGUGGCAUGAUGGCCAACCAGCAGGGCCAGAUGCAGCAGGGUGGAUAUGAUCCACAGCAGAUGCAAGGGUUCAGCAUGGGCGACCAUGGCGGGUAUGCCUUUGUGAUGAAUCAGGAUGGAAGUGGUCAGAUGGGAGGUGUCAACGUGAACCAUCAGAUGGGUCAGCUGCAACCCAUGAUGAUGGCACCGACAGGGAAUGGAGGAUGUCCGCAACAGAUGGUGCUAGUCAUGGGGAUGCCAGAUGGGCAGGGCCAACAACAAGGUAUGCAGGUGAUGGACUCUUCGGGCUGUGCUGGGUGUGGAGGCUGUCAGGGUGGCUGUGGUGGUGGUUGUGGCUGUCAGGGUGGCUGUCAAGGCGGCUGCCAGGGUGGCUGUCAGGGUGCCUGCCAGGGUGGCUGUCAGGGGGCUUGUCAAGGUGGGUGUCAGGGUGGAUGUCAAGGUGGCUGUCAAGGCGGCUGCCAGGGUGGUUGCCAGGGAUGCCAAGGGCAAACGGCGCCAACAGCUCCGCCCACCUGGGGCCAAGGAAAUGUAGGGCAUUGCAAUGGAUGCAACGCUCAAAACAUGGAUGCACAGCGGCCCAUGGGUCAAGGAAAUCAGCAAGUUCAACAAAUGCAACACCAAAUGCCCAACCAAGACAAACGCGGGAUGACAGGCGGCCAGGCCAAUCAACCUAGUCAGAGCCUUCAGAAUCAAAGUGCUGCCCCGCCAGCCAAACCUGAUCCUGCACCAGCGCCUGCACCGGAGAGCCGGCCAGCGGCAACCAAGCCCAAGAAAGGGUUGGUGAACAAGAAGUUAGACAAGAGCACUGCUGCCGCAAGUGCGCAAAAUGCACAACAAAACGCAGGUGCACCAGCAGGGGCAUCUGGAAGUGCAGAGCAAAGUGCUCCUCCAUCUCAAGUGGUGUCGGAAGCUCCCGCUCCCACUCCAGCAGCAGCACCACCAACGAGAUCAGAAAGCCGCGCCGCAAGUCCAGCCCAAGAGACUAAUGGAACAGCUGGAACGGGCUCUCGUUUCAACAUGGGCCCUAUUCCGCCCCUGCCGCCCAAAGCUCAAGGUGCGGUGGCCAGUUUCUUUGCCUCCAACAUCAAAGCCUUGAACCUGGAGCCCAUGCGUUCCGCGCCACCAGGAAAGGUAAGGCCAGCAGCCCCACCCUUCGGGAAUCUUGAGCUGCCUCGCUCACCAGGUGCAAUGAAGGCUAAAGCCAAGGCACCAGCCACAGCCGCACCCGAAGCUGACUUGCAACGGGAUUCACUGCAGGUGCCACAGCCAACGCAGCCAACGCAUCAACCUGCAGAUGUCCCAGCACCAGUCGUUCCAGUAGAGACCUCUGUCCCUGCAGCCCAGCCAGCACCAGCUCAGCCGGCACCAGCACAGCCAGCUCUGAGUGCAACAGGGGUCAAUGCUCAAUCUCCUCAGCCAGUGGCAAAGACGCCAGCGAAAAAGAACUUCAAGCUGAAGAACGAGAAGCUGGCCAGAAGUGGAACAGCUCCCAAGGUGGAGGAUGGCGAUGCCAAGGAGGAGGCGAAGCCAGCCCCGAUUGUGCAGGAGCCCAUUAUGCCAGCUGCCAUAGCUCAUGACGCUCCAGCAGUGUCCCUGAUGCCCGAAGACAAAGUCUUCAGCAGAGAGUUGAUGCUGAGAAUUUGGCAAAUGCACAAGGCGGAAUUGCACAGCUCUGUCACCAACCUGGGUGUGAGUAUCAGACCUGGAGACAAGACGCCAGUCAUGGAGAGGAAAAAGGUUCCAAGCAAGCGGGAAGAAGCUCCCGAUCGGUCUUCAGUCUUUGGCACAGAGAUGAAGAAGGGUCCAAAGAAGGAAUACUUGCCGAAGCCAUCUGAGAAUGCAUACAAGGUCAAGGAGGCAAGUGGCAGGAUGGAGGAACUUCAACGAAAUGCUACAAGCUUGCUGAACAAGAUUUGCCCAGACAAUCUCUCGACAAUCGUGGAUCACCUGGCCAGCAUCAAGCUGGUGAAAGCGGAGGAGCUGGAGUAUGUCAUUCGGAUCAUCUUCAAGAAGGCACUGGCAGAGCCCCACUACUGCGAGACCUACGCAGACAUGGUCUUUGCACUCAAGGAAAGAUACCCGCAGUUCCCUCCAGAGAACGAGGGUGAGAAGCCAGCGACCUUCACGCGAGUGUUGCUGAACAACUGUCAAAACGAGUUUGAGAACAUGCCAGCCACCUUCGAAGCAACAGAUGAAGACCGGGCCAAGUGCCCAAACCCAGAGGACCUCCAACAGGAGCUCAAGCGCAAGAAAGACAUGAUGCUGGCCAACAUGAAGUUCAUCGGUCACCUGUUCCUGCGUCAGCUUCUGGCUGUCAAGGUCAUUGGUCAGGUCGUUCAUGAUCUCAUCGGCAUCAAGGAAAACGGAAGCCUGCCAGAGGAACACAUGAUCGAGUGCGUCUGUGAGCUUCUUCAGGCCAUUGGCUAUACCUUGGAUGAAUCCUCCCAUGGUGAGAAUCUGAUGAACUCUUUUCAGGCGAGGUUGAAGGACCUUUCCAAGCACCUGCUGAAUGAUGGCAAGCAGGCAUUCUCCAAGCGCAUUCGCUUCGCGAUAGAAGACCUGCUCGAUCUACGCAAGGCCAAGUGGCAAAAGAAAGUCUUUAAGGAACAAGCCAAGACCAAGAACGAAGUUAAGGGAGAAGCUUCAGCAAGGCCUGGAAAGCCCGUACCGGAAGGCCAUUUCUCCACGCAGAUUGCUGGUAUGAAGCCGGCCUACAUUGAGGAGCUGAAGGCCCAAAAGCCAAAGAAAAUGGUGGUUGAUACAGGAUCAGGAGGCAAACCCAGCUUGGAUGAGUCAUACGUGAAGAAGAUUUUCCAGUACUACGCAGAAGACUGGAACGGCGACUCCUUUGCGGCGGACUGGAAUAAAGCAAAGCCCACGGCCUCUGAGACCAAGAAUGCCCUUGUGCAGCUGGUCAAUGCAGGAUUUGAGCAGGAGAGGCAGGAAGAGGCAUUCGCCAUGGCCAUUGCAGAGCUUGUUGCACGCAAACUGGUCAGCUGCGACUUUCUCAAGGCUGGUGUCCAUCAGAGUGUUCCCAGAUACCAUUGGAAUCAUUGGAUACCCCUGGAAAAACAGAACGACCCCUGA
Molecule: messenger RNA, 3233 nt
Organism: Cladocopium goreaui
Lineage: Eukaryota; Dinophyceae; Suessiales; Symbiodiniaceae
Source: the annotation of a GenBank genome assembly